Messenger RNA from Fragaria vesca subsp. vesca, 968 nucleotides. Its product is annotated as CYSTM1 family protein A-like. The record is from RefSeq and is a predicted model, not a curated record. Lineage: Eukaryota; Viridiplantae; Streptophyta; Magnoliopsida; Rosales; Rosaceae. The coding region runs from base 373 to 651 and encodes 92 amino acids. The transcript is spliced from 3 exons.
ACGGAAAAAAUUCCAUCCCCUACCUUUCACAUGUACGUACGUAGAGAGAGUAUUAGUAGAAACUCCGCCAGAGUAGGUAAUUGGAAUUCACGUCAUCAUGCCCAUCAUGUGUUCCAGGGGCACCUGGCCAGUCUCAACCACCCUACCCUUUUCUUCUCUCUCUUUUCGAGUAUUUAGUGUAGAUAAUACCAUACUCCGUGUCAAAACCGCGUCUUCACCACCCCUAAAUAUUCGGUUUUUCAGCUUUUGCUUCCUCACAAAUCCACAAUCCCGGAUUUCCCCGACUCUCGCCGACUCUCCAAAAACUCUAUAAGAAACACCCAUCACACUCUUUCCCUACUAUUCCACCCAACUCUUUGAUUUUCAGCAAAGAUGAGUCACUACAAUCAGCACCAGGCUCCGGUUGGUGUCCCUCCUCCUCAGGGUUACCCUCCCAAGGAUGCAUACCCUCCUCCAGGGUACCCUCCACAAGGGUAUGCACCUCAACAGGGCUACCCACAGCAGGGAUACCCACAGCAGGGAUACCCACAACAGGGCUACCCACCACAACAGGGAUAUGCUCAGCCUCCUCCUCAACAGAAGAGCUCUAGUUGCCUUGAAGGAUGUCUAGCGGCGCUUUGCUGUUGUUGCUUGUUGGAUGCUUGCUUCUGAGGAGAUUCGAUGCUACAUUGCUUCGCUGCGGGGUAACAUGUCAUUGAAGUUUACAUGUAGGAUCAAGUAAUACUGUCUGAUGUUUGGCAGUGUUUAGUUUGGAAUUAUGUAAUGCAGACUCAUUAGGUGAACAAAUUUUCUCUUUCGAUUGAAUAAUAGUAGGCAUGUUUAUUUUGGAUAUUGCGGAUAUUGUUCUAUCAGAUGGUUGAAUCUAAUUACAUUGUCCUUCAGUUUUCGUACUUGGGAGGGUAUAUGCAUGAUGUCUCUGGAUUAUAUUGUGAUGUCUUUUUCUUAUGGGUAAAUUUUAAUUGAAAAUC